This is a messenger RNA of Trichophyton rubrum CBS 118892, 774 nucleotides long. RefSeq lists its product as uncharacterized. The transcript has a single exon. Lineage: Eukaryota; Fungi; Ascomycota; Eurotiomycetes; Onygenales; Arthrodermataceae. The record is from RefSeq and is a predicted model, not a curated record. Bases 1 to 774 code for a protein of 257 amino acids.
AUGCGCUUCAUAAAGUCUGUCACCUGGACCCUGGCAGCAUCCGCCACGGCUGUCAAAGCUCUAUCUAACCAUACCUCUCAAUCUCCGCCCCAGCCAACUGCCGAUGAUGGUCUUCCAUCGAACUUUGGACUGUUGCUCUUCCCUGAGUUCCAGUCGCUGGAUGUCUUUGGUCCCCUUGAUGCCCUUAACCUCUUCUCUCUGGCUCGAAAGCUGAAUCUGUCCAUCAUCGCCGAAACAAUGGACCCAGUUUCAACCCAAGUCCGGUCAUCACAGAUCAACAAGUUCGGAUCUACGUUUGGGGAAUCCAUCAUGCCCACGCACACGUUCAAGAACGCCCCGCCAAUUGACGUGCUCCUUAUCCCCGGCGGUUAUGGAACCGACAGCCCUAACAUUGGGCCAGCAAUUGAGUUUAUCAAGAAAAUCUAUCCAAAUCUGCAGUAUGUCUUGACUGUCUGCACAGGGUCUCAGCUUCUGGCACAGGCGGGUAUAUUGGAUGGACGACAUGCAACUACCAACAAGCAGGCAUACAAGCGGGUCACGAAGCACGGCCCGAAGGUGAAAUGGGUACCCGAAGCAAGAUGGGUGGCUGACGGCAACAUCUGGACCUCAUCGGGGGUGUCAGCGGGUAUCGACUUGAUGUUUGCUUUCCUCGAUGCAGUGUACGGAACAGUGGUGAGCAGCCAAGUGAGCGAAGGGAUGGAGUAUGUGCGCAAUGUGGACUGGAGGAACGAUCCGUUUGCGCAUUAUAUCAAGGACGGCGAGCCGAUGUCUUGA